Molecule: messenger RNA, 1226 nt
Organism: Anolis sagrei ordinatus
Lineage: Eukaryota; Metazoa; Chordata; Lepidosauria; Squamata; Anolidae
Source: RefSeq, a predicted model, not a curated record
UCUUCACCCGACUGGCGGGGCGCUGCCCCCGACGUCCGCCCGGAGCCCCCCGCAGCAGCGCCCCCUGCGGCCCCCCCAUCCUCCUCAUCCUCCGCACUCAGCCCUGCACCCCCAAACUUCGGGGAGGGCUCCAGGGGGGCGGCAGCACCUUCAGCCCCACCCCUGGCAACGACAUCGGCCACCACGUCGGAGGGGCCUGAGCCCAAGGAAGGGCCGGUGGUCAAGAAGGUGAAGGUCCGCCCCCCUCCGCUGAAGAAGACCUUUGACUCGGUGGACAAGGUCCUCUCGGAGGUGGACUUUGAGGAGCGUUUUGCGGAGCUGCCCGAGUUCAAGCCGGAAGAGGUGCUGCCCUCCCCGACCCUGCAGUCUCUGGCCACCUCCCCCCGCGCCAUCCUGGGCAGUUACCGCAAGAAGCGCAAGAACUCCACAGACCUGGACUCCUCCACCGAAGACCCCAUUUCCCCCAAGAGGAAGAUGCGGCGGCGCUCCAGCUGCAGCUCGGAGCCCAACACGCCCAAGAGCGCCAAGUGCGAGGGAGACAUCUUCACCUUCGACAAGACAGGGACCGACGGGGAGGACGUCCUCGGGGAGCUGGAGUACGAGAAGGUGCCCUACUCCUCUCUGCGGCGCACGCUUGACCAGCGGAGAGCCCUCGUCAUGCAGCUCUUCCAGGACCACGGCUUCUUCCCGUCAGCCCAGGCCACAGCCGCCUUCCAGGCCCGCUACUCGGACAUCUUCCCCACCAAGGUCUGCCUCCAGCUCAAGAUCCGGGAAGUGCGCCAGAAGAUCAUGCAGGCGGCCACCCCCACCGAGACGGUGCCCCCCACCACCCCGGAGCCCAUCGGGGCCCCCGAAGGACCCCCUCUGGACACCCCCUCCCAGGAACCGGGGACCUCAGCAGUGGAGACCAUGGCGGUGGCGGUGCUGGUAGCGGCAUCAUCCUCAUCCUCGGGGGGCCCUUCCGCGGCCCCUGGCUCCAGCUGGGAAGGGGCCCCACAGGCCUCCCCCGGGCCCGGAAGUAGCGGCAGAUGAGCGACAGGACUGCACAGAGGACAGGCAGAGGGGGAGGGGCUGCGAGGGUCCCGGAGCUCCACCCCCAUUUCUGCCCCUUCCCAGCUGUGCUACAGAGGGCCCAGCACACCCUCCCGCGGACCUCCCCCCAACACCCAAGGACCCCAAGAGGCGGCGGCGGUUGAAAUGGGGGCCAGCCACCCCAGGACAUGCAG